Messenger RNA from Alternaria ventricosa, 1416 nucleotides. RefSeq lists its product as uncharacterized. Lineage: Eukaryota; Fungi; Ascomycota; Dothideomycetes; Pleosporales; Pleosporaceae. Bases 1 to 1416 code for a protein of 471 amino acids. The transcript has a single exon. The record is from RefSeq and is a predicted model, not a curated record.
AUGAGCGAAUUCCAUUACGGGCUCAAGGACAAGUUCCUCACCAAGGAGGAACUCCACGAGUUCAGUUUCCUCACAACUGUACUGGCCUGGACGAAUCCUCUUGAGAAGAAGGCCACGGUCAGUACGAAUACUACCGAUUCCGGGCAUUCAAACAACAAGCUAUACCCGUUCGCAGAGAAGCUUACCAACUUGUUGGUCCGUGAUGUGGAAGUUGUCGCCGUGACAGCAUCAGACGCAGGAGAGAUUCUGUUCCAAACAGUGUGCGAUGACAGCGGCGUAUUGCUCACAGAAGAUGAUACUGCCUCUGAAGCGGAAGAAGAGAGCGAGCCAGGUCCUGCAGCAGCUAUUGGGUAUGUGCAGAGCCUCUGCAAUGAACAGCGAAGCAAGACGUUGAACGAGCAAGAGCAUCACCCUGCCCUACAAGUCCAUAUUCCAUUGACUACUGCCGAUGAUAUGGGAGACUCAAUCGGCUGUUGGUUGCUUUCCAAGACAGAGAGACAUCUGGAAGGAGUGACGCAUCCCCGGACAACUGUCAGUUUCUCUCAGCAUGCAGCCAAUCUCGUGCACUUAAUCAAGGCAACCUACGAACAAACAUCAAAGGGUACAACUGUAUUGGCCAGAGACCAGUUACGUAACUACGUGCUCUUGACCUCGAACGCCAAGAUAGCUUCGCGCAUCCAGAAAGGCAGCAAAGACCGCAACUUUUACGACUAUCUAAGCAAGCCUGGCGGUGACCUUGAUAACUUCAUGCUGCAGGAAGGUUACCACUUCAGGUCAUUGCUUCUGGGUGACGCCCGCGAUGUUCUCGACUCAAACUUUACCGAAAUCCAGCGGAAAGUGAUCGUUGCAACGAUCGGGUUUCUGGAACGUCGGUCAUCAGCCAAUGCAGACAGACUGCCCUGCCGUACUCAAGAGGCACUGGAAAAUACCCGAAAAAUCAUCAAACCACUCACCCAGUUCAAGGACCUCCUGAACACCGGCGAAUCGACUGUCUACAACCAACAUACUGCUAGUCUUUUGCAGGACAUUCUUAGUGCUGUGCUCGACAAUCUAGUUGCCUGCUUCGAGUGGCUCGCAGCUGCACUACGAAACGCACAAUUGUACAAGAGCAGCAAUUACGACGCACUUCCAGGAAGUCCCGCAAGCGACGAAAUUGCACUCGCAGGUCACUAUUUCGAUCAUCUUUCGAAACAAGCAGGUCUCUGGCUUGAUGUUUUGACACAGUUCAAGAAGGCGCUCCGCAAGUACUUGUAUACAAACCUAGGGCUUUUGAGAAAGGUUCACAUGAUAAAGAAUGCAAUGAAGACCAGCGACAUUGCUCAAGAUACCGAAGGCCUCCCUGGAUCCUCGACCUCACUUGAAAAGCAACAAAGGAUCGACCCCGAGUUCGAGCAGCUCGACUCUCUUGCCGAGUGA